Messenger RNA from Pistacia vera, 1576 nucleotides. Its product is annotated as probable inactive patatin-like protein 9. The transcript is spliced from 2 exons. The record is from RefSeq and is a predicted model, not a curated record. Gene Ontology annotation, biological process: lipid metabolic process. NCBI's taxonomy places the organism in Eukaryota, Viridiplantae, Streptophyta, Magnoliopsida, Sapindales, Anacardiaceae. Bases 305 to 1468 code for a protein of 387 amino acids.
AGCGUACUACUUCACUUCCGGUUUUAACUCUCAACAACUCAGAGAGAAACUCUACAGUGAGGGGGAGUGUACAGAAACACUAACAACUCUCAACUCUCACUCUUAUACUUCCACUUAGCCCACACCACAGCCCACAGAGAUUUUAGAGAGAGCGCGUUUUUUUUUCACUCAUUUAAUGCGUCUCAUCAACAAAUCGUGGAACCAUUCCCUUCUCCUCUUUCUUUUCACGGACUAAUCAAAAUCUUUCACGCUAACAAUCAAUCAUUUUGUAAAAUUAUUUACUGAGUGAGCGAGUUUGAGAGCUAUGGAGUUGAGUAAGGUUACGUUAGAGAUCUUUUCGAAGCUGGAGCAGAAAUGGUUGUCGCACUGUGAAACCACCAAGAAAACUCGAGUUCUUAGCAUCGAUGGCGGAGGAACCACAUGCAUUGUUGCUGGCACUGCUUUAAUCCACCUCGAGGACCAGAUCCGUCUCAAAACUGGCGAUCCUGACGCUCGAAUCGCCGAUUUUUUUGACAUUAUUGCUGGCACUGGCAUUGGAGCUCUCCUUGCUGCCAUGCUUGCCGCCGAUGAUGGCUCUGGCCGUCCUCUCUUCACUGCCAGAGACGCUGUCGAGUUGAUCACUUGCAGAAACUCUGAAAUUUUCAAGGUUACGUUCUCUGGAGUUCUUCGCCGCCGACGGCGAUUCUCCGGCAAGAGCAUGGAUAAGGUUUUGAAGGAAAUCUUUAAGAGAAAUGACGGCAAGGUCCUCACUCUGAAAGAUAUGUGUAAGCCACUCCUUGUUCCUUGCUUUGACUUGAAAAGUUCGGCUCCGUUUGUCUUCUCCCGUGCCGACGCGUCCGAGUCGCCGAGUUUCAACUUCGAACUCUGGCAAGUAUGCCGCGCUACAUCAGCGACGCCGAGCCUGUUUAAGCCGUUUGCUCUAACGUCCGUCGACGGAAAGACAACUUGCUCGGCCGUUGACGGCGGUUUGGUGAUGAACAAUCCAACGGCUGCAGCGGUUACUCACGUGCUGCACAACAAGCGCGAUUUUCCGUCAGUUAACAGUGUGGAGGAUCUGCUGGUUCUGUCUUUGGGUAACGGUUCGCUAAUGGGUGGAUCUUGUGGUGGGAAACUCCGUCAUAACGGCGAGUGCUCCACGUCAUCGGUGGUUGACAUUGUUGUUGAUGGAGUCUCGGAGACCGUAGACCAGAUGUUGGGGAACGCUUUUUGUUGGAAUCGUUCUGACUACGUUAGAAUUCAGGCAAACGGUUUGAUGAGCGAAGGAGUGGUGGGUCCGAGAAUGGAGGAAGAAGUGUUGAAAGAGAGAGGGGUGGAGUCGUUACCGUUUGGCGGGAAGCGGUUACUGACGGAGAGUAACGGCCAGAGAAUCGAGAGCUUUGUGCAAAGCCUUGUUGCAUCUGGGAAGACCAGUUUACCACCCAGUCCCUGCAAGGAAUCCGCCGUCAGCCCUCUCGUUAACGGCCAUUAACCAGUUUUUUAUUUUAUUUUUUAUGUUUUGUUAACCAUUGUGUAAGUUGUAACCAAUCUCAGGUUCUUUUCCACUUAACCAUCUUUUGUCCUUGAUCUUGAGUUAAAU